AUGUCUUUCCCGCUCGACUUCACGCCGGAGACGAAUCUGUCUGUGCUGCAGAGAGACGCGCGCGCCUUCUUCGCCGUCCAGGGGGCGCUGCUCACCGACCCGCUCGUCGUCGCCAUGUACUACCUCACGCUGACGCUAGGCGUCAUCGCGAUCGGCUGCAACCUCGUCGUCGCCGUCUCAUUGGCGACACGCAUCCGCGAGUUGCAGCCGUCGCUGCUCUUCAUCAUCAGCCUGGCGAUGGGCGACGUCGUCAACGGCGUCAGCGCCCUUUAUCACUUCCUGCUCGUCUACGCCGAGGUGGCGCCACGGUGCACACGCACGUGUCUGGCUCGCAUCGGCAUCCAGGUGCUUGCCUUCAAGGUCGUCUCCGUCGAGGUCUUCAACAUUUCACUCGACCGCUGGGUGCGCUGCAUCGCGCCGCUCCGCUACGCCGCCAUCGUCACUCACAAGGUGGCGCUGGCGUUCGUCGCCUUCAACUGGCUGACGGCGGUGGCGUUCGCGCUCGCCGGACCGUUCACGAAGAUCCGUCGCGAGUCGGCGACGCUAGGGGGCGCCGCCGUCGACGAGUUUUAUGCGCAGUAUCGCUGCAUCGCGCCAAACUGGAGCGCGGGCACUGUGGUGGCGCUGUGUGCAUUUCUACUUUUGCCGAUCCUAACCGCUCUCGCGCUCUACAUCUACAUCUACCUGUUUGUCACCUGCCGCCGCCAGGUGGCGGUCGCCGACCAGCGACACAACCGUCGCGCGUUCGUCAGCAUUGCGCUCAUCGUCGGCGUCUUCAGCGCCACCUACCUGCCCGUGCUGCUCUACGCGGUGCUGGUCGGCUCGGGCGUCGCGCAGCGCACGUGGCACGUCGGACAGCGGUUCAGCGUCGCUGGCUUCCUGUUUCCGGUCGUCGCCAGUGCGCUGAAUCCGGUCAUCUACGUGUAUCGUUACCCGGACGCGCGCGCCUGCCUCGCCCGCGCCUUCGCGCGCGUUCGCCGCCUGCUGCCGACGACGCAGCACUGUUGCCAUGGCAACCAGGUGAUGCCCUGCAGGGAUGGCUACCCGACGAGCAAGGCGUCGGGAUCGUCGGCGCACGAUGGCGCCACUGCAGCACGCGGAGGUAGUGAGUCGUCGCGAGGUGGCGCCACUGCUGAAACUCGUGCAGAGAUGCCAGAGGACAGCCUUGCCAUCGAGCUGGCGCCAGGUGGCGCUCGUGCAUCGUCUAGUGAAUCGCCAGGAGGUGGCGCUGACGGUUGCAGUCAGGAUGAACGGCCGCUAGGUGGAGAACAGGAUGCGGAUUCAGUAAGACAAGAUGAAAUGAUGCUCUAA
Priapulus caudatus is the source of this 1311-nucleotide messenger RNA. Its product is annotated as adenosine receptor A2b-like. The record is from RefSeq and is a predicted model, not a curated record. Gene Ontology annotation, molecular function: G protein-coupled receptor activity. Lineage: Eukaryota; Metazoa; Priapulida; Priapulimorpha; Priapulimorphida; Priapulidae. The coding region runs from base 1 to 1311 and encodes 436 amino acids. The transcript has a single exon. Gene Ontology annotation, cellular component: membrane. Gene Ontology annotation, biological process: G protein-coupled receptor signaling pathway.